Molecule: messenger RNA, 3237 nt
Organism: Porites lobata
Lineage: Eukaryota; Metazoa; Cnidaria; Anthozoa; Scleractinia; Poritidae
Source: the annotation of a GenBank genome assembly
AUGAUCAAAAGCACUGGAAACGGAACCGCAACAGUGGAUACAAGUGGACUGUUUGAUGACCUUGGUAAGUCUCGUUCUAGAAUUAGUAGAAUCACGAUUUGUCUAUGCAGCAUCACGAUAAUUCGAACGUAACCUAACUUGUUCCCUUUCUCAGUUUAAUUCUACCCCGAUAUUUACAACCCCCUGAUUAUUCGAAUCAUGCAUUUAAAUGCUUGUAGCGUUGACCGGUCGUUUCGCCAACGUCCCAUUCGCUAACGUGAAAACGUCCGUAAACCCGUUUAGCGCAUCAUUUUUCUGUACAUAAUUACCUCGAAAGUCUAACUCUAAGUACUUGAGUACGCCGUACUCGUUUAACUGUGAACACUUUGAAGUAUUUAAAAGUCUUUUCUACCGAUACGAAACCCUUCUUGGCCGUGCACACAUAACAAUAAUGCAGAUAAUUAUUUACAAUUGUAUUAAUCAGUGCUCCUUUAUCAAUUUCUUUCUGUCUCUGUUCUGGUUAAUAUUUACUUUUUUUUCAAAGAUAACAGUUAGAAUUGUGGGAACAAAUAAUUAUACAACAUUUUUCAUGUAUCUCUGCAUCACCCUUGUAAUUUUUUCACAACCGAAAGCUUGUCUUAACAGCUUUCUGAUAAUCUGUUGUUUAUUUACAGAAUUGCUGAAUAACCCAUUAGAAGACACCGAUAUCUUAGACCAGGAAGGUCCUGAUGAAACCAAGUUUCCACUUGGCUUUCUUGAUGAGCUGAACACCACCUUGCCAGUAACUACAGAUCCAUUAGAAAGUAUUCUGGAUUUGGAAAAGUCAACAAGUUCAAUGGACAAUCCAUUCUUUGAAGAAUUUAUGGAUCUUGACCAGCUAUUUCCAGAACUCUCAUCUGUUGAUUUUGGGUUUGAAGUGGAGCAGGCCUCGCCAGUUCUCACUUCAGACAUCUGCCAAUCAGAUGUAGUGACCGUAGAUACUGGCGAGUGUCCUGAAGCAGCUUCCCCCUGUAGUGACAUCAUUGAUGUGGUAACAUUUGAAAGUAGUGCUGAGGUACCAAUAUGUCCGCUGGAUGAAAGCAUCAUUGACAUUGCCCUCUCCUCUGAGUACACAGUAGAUGUAGUGACUGUGGACGAGGGUAGUGUCUCCAUGGAGACAGUCACAGAUCUUAUUGACUGCCACCAAAUUGAGGCAUCAUCUCAACCUGUGUCUGAUAAAGCUGAGAUCACAGUAGUUGAAGCAUCAGACCCGUUGACACUUUUGACACAAGAGCUGACAGAAACAUCCUCCUUGAAAGAAAUCAGUGAGCUUCCCCCGUCAACUCUGACAGUCGACCUUGAUCAACUGCUGGCAUUUUCUUCUACUGUUGAACUUGCUGAUGUUGCAUCACCUUGCACAGACGAUGGUACUGAAAGCACAACAGGAUCACCAGAGGUUUCUGUUAACCCUGCGACUCGGGCAAACAAAAAGAGAGCAUCUUCUGAGGAAAGAUCCCAUCCUCCACCCAAAAAACCUAAGUGUAAUGAUGGUGAUGGUAGUGAACUUGACAAAAAAACUAUCAGGCGACUUAAGAACAAUGUUGCUUCUAAAUAUGCUCGUGCUGCCAGAAAGCAGAAAGAACAGGAAUUGUUUAAGCAGGAAGAGGAAUUAGAGAAAAGCAAUGCUGAACUGAGGAAGCAGUUACAAGAACUUGAGCUUCUCACAACUGCAUUGAGGAAAGUUCUCGUUGAAAAAUUAAGUGGAGCAACAUUUCCUUUGUAAAAUAGCAACAAUGAGUGAAAGAAAAAAAAGAGCAAAAAUUUAAAAACGAAUAAGGUUUCCAUUAAUAUUUAACUGUGAUGGAAAUUACUCAAAAAAAAAAAAAAAAAACAAAACAACAACUUGCAACAAAAAAAAUAAGUCAAAAAAAAAGAAGCAAAAUUUGUUACUCGCUUUGAACUAAUAUGACCAGCACUGUCUGUUGGGACUACAGACAUGUGUUUUAUUGUACAAGCCAUUUGGUCUAGCUGCUGUUUAUUCAUAACAUUAUAGUGGUAUAUUUUACUCACAUUAUUAACCAGAAGUAUGUUAACCUCUCAGUCAUUUAAAAUACUGUUUGUUGUAAUGAUAUUAUUAUUAUUAGAGUGUUUUAGUUUGAAAUAAACAGGGUUAAUCAAUGUUAUGGUUGUGGAUCUUUGUUUUGUUUGCAGGGGAUAGAUUAUUACUUUGUGGCUCAGUCAGUUCAUGUAACAGAACAAGUAAUACAUUAUUUGCAGCAGGGAGAUUUUAAUAAGGGCAGGGCCUCCUUGCAUUGGCACCAUUUGCUUUGCACUACAUAGUAGGGUUCAGCAAGGGCUAAUGAAUGUCAACAAAUGAUUGGUAGGUAAUCACACAAUUUUACAAUUUUCUAAAAAGGGAUUCAUUUUUGAAGAAUUAGUUAUUGUUUCUUGGUAGAUUGUAAUGGUUCUUCAAUGACAAAAUCCAACGUUCCUACAUAUUCUCAAGGCUGUAAUUAUUGUCUCAUGUCGCCAGGGAAUACUGUAAAAUGCCGAAAAUAAGCCCUGGGGCUUAUAUUUUUCAAAGGCUCUUUUUGGGGGGCUUAUAUUCGAAGGGGCUCAUCUACGAAGGGAAAUUUGCAUUUCAAAAUCGAGUGGGCUGGCCUUAUAAUUGGAAGUAAAUUUACCGUUUUUUCUUUGUUUUACUUUGUAGUUGAGGGCUUAUGUUUGGAGGGGCGAUUUAACAGAGGGUUUUUUUGCGUUACCAGUUGGGGGGUUUAUAUUUGGAGGGAAUUAUACAUGGAGGUGCUUAUUUGCGGAAUUUUACGGUAUGCAAUUUGAACAGCUGGGAAUUUCCUUUGGUUGUACAUUGCAUUUUCCUUCAGUUUCCUAUGAAAAAAGGUUGCCAGGGGUUAUGCUCAUAGCAGCCUGGGGAAAUCCCUCAAAUUAUUCCACCGGCAUGUAAAAUGAAAUGUGGCUUGGUUCUUAACGUUGGAGUUUUUAAUUGUUUUGACACGCUUUUUUUUCAACCUAUAAGAGUUGGGAAGAGUUGAAGAGAGGUGUGCAGAUUUGGCUUGUGCUUCUUUAGCUUUCUCAGCCUCCCAGAGUUGUUGUCCUUCUUGUGUUCUUCUUACUUGUUUCAUAAUUUUGGUGCAAUAUUGGUGGAUGAAGGAAGUGGUGAAAAAUCAAAAUAGAACACAAUAAUAGUAGUGAUGAUCACAACAACAACAAUAAUAAGGCAUAGCUACUGAGAUAUAUCACCUAUGAGACUAUAUUUCUUCA